AUGGCGACAUCGCAGCUUAUCGCAAUGCGCUACAUGGAUCUUCUAAGUGAGGGAAACGUUGAAAACGCGCUAGUCUAUUUAUCGGACGACGCAGUAUAUAACACCUGGAUGGGUGUUGUGUACGGCAAAGAAAAUGUGGCGGUUUUUCUUCGCGACAAUGUUCGUUUUGUUCACCACGGUCGAAAUUAUAACCGGUGGAGACAAGUACAGCACUCUCUUGAUCCCUCUCUGAGGCAGUACGAUCGGGCCGACGGCUCCGGCAGUGGUAGUGGUAUACCAUCUCGAGCAUUGUUGCAGUAUGGUGGUGAUCAGGCGGUGCGGCGAUACUUCAAUGCGGAGGGCUACGAUUCUCAGGGGUAUGCGACGUUUGAGAGGGAUGGAACUAUAGCGUCUCGCGCAAAAUUUUCCGCUUUUAACGUUAAGGUAAAAGAAACGGUUGUUUUGCGGAACAACAAAGUCGUACUGGUGAAUGUAUCGAAGCGAGUGUGA
Messenger RNA from Trypanosoma cruzi, 489 nucleotides. RefSeq lists its product as uncharacterized. The coding region runs from base 1 to 489 and encodes 162 amino acids. The transcript has a single exon. The record is from RefSeq and is a predicted model, not a curated record. Lineage: Eukaryota; Euglenozoa; Kinetoplastea; Trypanosomatida; Trypanosomatidae.